Molecule: messenger RNA, 2862 nt
Organism: Carassius auratus (goldfish)
Lineage: Eukaryota; Metazoa; Chordata; Actinopteri; Cypriniformes; Cyprinidae
Product: ras-related protein Rab-24-like
Exons: 9
Coding region: 494-1102 (202 amino acids)
Molecular function (GO): GTPase activity; GTP binding
Source: RefSeq, a predicted model, not a curated record
CCAACCGCAAUUAAACGUCAAAGAAGAAUAAGAAGAAAACACACGCACACUAGUUUAUUGCAGCUAGCAAUACACACUACAGUUCCUCAUUGACCGAAUACAUAACACUAGUAAGCCCGUUUACUGUAGUUUUCCCCAUGUAAGCGAGGAAACAUGGCUUGGAAGUUAUCUAGCUCUACUGUAUUUAGUGAAAGCUAAGCUAUUCUCUUCUGUCGUAUUCGGGUGAAAAACGUUCCACAUAUCACUUAACGUUUUUGUUUUAUUUUUUUUAAACAUGUUCUCAGUUCGAUGUGUCCUGUGAUUCGCUGCUUAUGUGUUUACACGUCAAGUAGUCUUCAGUUUUAUUAUUAUGAGCUUUUGUGGCACACCAGUGUGGAUUGCUAACUGAACCAUUAGCCACCCAGUUUUUGUCUGUUAGUAGUCACUCUGGAACUCUGAAAUCUCGUCAACAGAUACAUCGAGAGCAUAGUUCUUUCUACAAACUCACAUAAUCAUGACUGCCAUGCGGGUGGAUGCUAAGGUGGUCAUGCUUGGCAAAGAGAGUGUGGGUAAAACCAGUCUGGUGGAGAGAUACGUCCAUCGCCGGUUUCUUGUGGGACCAUAUCAAAAUACUAUAGGGGCUGCAUUCGUUGCGAAAGCCCUCAAUGUCGGAGACAAGGUGGUUACUCUGGGAAUAUGGGACACUGCUGGGUCUGAACGCUAUGAAGCAAUGAGCAGAAUUUAUUACAGAGGAGCCCGUGCUGCCGUUGUCUGCUAUGACUUAACUGACAGCAGCAGUUUCGGAAGGGCCAGGUUCUGGGUGAAGGAGUUACAGAACUGUGAAGAGCGCUGCAAGAUAUAUUUGUGCGGCACCAAGGGGGACCUCAUUGAAACCGAUCGAAGUAUGCGCCAAGUCGACUACCAUGAUGUUCAAGACUUUGCAGAUGAAAUAGGUGCACAACAUUUCGAGACCUCCAGCAAAACAGGAAAAAAUGUUGAUGAGGUGUUUCAGAAAGUGGCUGAAGAUUUCAGUAGCUGUGAUUUAGAGUUCAUGCAAGAGGAGAAGGGAGUGGAUCUUGGGAAAAAGAAGGACUCUUAUUUUGACAACUGCUGCCAUAACUGACAUAUCACUGGAAAAAAACUGCUGUAUCAUAUGAUCUGUUUUGGAAUGACUGGAGGCUCACCAUCUUUUAUACUCCUCAAAGCAUCAGCUGGAAUUUUUUGCUCUUUACUUUUAUUCUUUUAUAAUUCUUUUCCCCAGUGUGCAGUAUGUUGAUGGGGUUCUUUGAAAUUAAGAACAUGAAACAUUCCACUUUUUCCUGUUCAAAGCAGUUAACUUUUUUUUUUUCUUUAACAUGUUUUUUUUUUUUCUUCGAACCUGAGAAUGUCGACUGAGGCAAAUAUUAACAGUGCAUGGCAAUCCGUUUUACCAAAAAGAAAAAAUACAAAGCAAGCUUUAGGAACAGAUGCCAUUGCAUGGAGGUUAUUGUUGCCAAUUUUAACAAACAAUGCCUUGAGUGAUUAAUCACCUUUUAUAAUUGAAAGUGACUCCAUUUUAUAGAUAUUUUGAGGCUCUUAAUGUUUACACCCAUCCUUUAUCACACUGCACUCAUCUAGGAACCAUUAAUUUCAUAUGUCCACACUACACUGGAGCCAUUUGCAGUUUUCACAAAUCUGAGACCAGUUCAAACUUUUUUCGGGAUGAUAAAGAUUUAAAAGUCAGAAAAAGUCAGUUUGCAAUUAUGGUAUUCUUGAAUUUUUAUGAAGAUGAAAAGUUGAUGUCAAGAGUUACUGGAGUCUUUUAUAAUAUCAUGGUAAAUUUGAUAUCUGGAAGUAUCAACUCCACAACAACAAAAAUGUUUCACACACAAGGUUUCACAACACAAAAGUUUCACUUAGUUUGCAAUGUUUGAUAAUAGAGCCCAUAGCUUCCUGUAUCGUGGUUGUCCAUUAUUUGCAGUUGACUAUCUGACAGGUCUUUACCAUAUUCCAGAAGCGAGUCGAUGUGCAGCAUUUGAUGAAUGUGAUGUUAAUGUUUACAGUGUUAUUUUUAUUAUUAUUUAAUUUUACUUCAAUGCAAUUUGGGUAAGAUUUUGUAAACUGGUUACACUAACUUGUCAGUUGUGAACAUGUUUGUGUGACUUUGUACAUACAGCUUUAGUUCACUCUCAGUUCAUAUUGUGCCUGUAUUAAAUACUGCUCAACAGGCCUGUAGCUAAAAAUAUGGUUGGCAUAUUUUACAUGUCAGUCCAAAGAGAUCAUAUUUUUUUCACUGGAUGUCCUACAGGAAAGAAGGACAAUAUUAUGUUACUUUGUUACAUUUACUGUGAAAUUACAUUAAGGUUAUAAAAAAAAAAAAAAGUCUGAGCUUGUGAACUUAAAACAGCUGUUGCAUCUUCAACUUUUCUUUUUUUUUCCAAUUUUGUUACAAUUAUUAUUUUUUAUUAUUAUUUUUUUUAUUUUAUUGUAAUUUCCACAUAUCAUAUUCUUCCUUUGCUGCCUAUUAUUGCUUGCCCUCACAUAUCUUAAGAUUUUUUUGUAUUAUUAUUAUUUAUUUAUUUUAUUUUUGUAAUAUGGACUCUCUGACCAAAAUAAUAUUAUCAUUCUGCCUGGGUUGGAAUUCAUUUAAUUGUUUAUAAAUAUUUUACAUUUAUUAUGUACAUUGCCAAAACCUUAUGUGACUUCUGUAAGGUGAUUUUGUGAACUUUUAUCUAUAUAUGCAGUAUAAAAUGAAAAUGUAAAAAAAAAAAAAAAAAAAAUCAGCCAGAUUUCAUAGAAAUUAAAGUAAAAUUAAUAGAUGAAAUUAUCUUAAAUGGAAUCACAUUAGAAACUCGGUGCACUUUCAGGAUAUUUUGAACUAAGAAAAUAAAAUAGAUUGCAAGA